CAUCAUAGAGGGAGUGAAGUAGUUCCCAGUCAUCUUUAUCCCUUUAAGCAUGGUUUAUUUUCUGAGCAAGGAGUCAUCAUGGGAGACCUUUUUUCCUUAUUUUGGGAGGUAGAUCCUCCCCCCAUACCUUUAAAUUGUGCCAUUCCAAAUCAGGAUUAUGAAUGCUGGAAGGAUGACUCUUGUGGGACCAUAGGGAGCUUCCUGCUUUGGUAUUUUGUUAUCGUAUUUGUCCUGAUGUUCUUCUCUAGGGCUUCUGUCUGGAUCUCUGAGGAUAAAAAGGAUGAAGGCAGUGGGACAAGUACUUCAGUAAGGAAAGCAAGCAAAGAGACUUCCUGUAAGCGGCAAAGCAAAGACAGUGCCUGGGAUCCCUCACAAACAAUGAAGAAACCAAAGCAGAACCAACUUACCCCUGUAACCAACUCAGAAGUGGCUUUGGUCAAUGCCUAUCUUGAACAAAGACGAGCCAGGUGCCAGUCUCAGUUCAAUGAGGUGAACCAGAACCAACAUGACAGUGAUACUACAGAGUGUGGCAGUGAAGAGUCUAACUCAGAAGCCUCCUCGUGGAAGGAGAGUGAAAGUGAACACCCAUCACCAGACAGUAUUAAGAGGAGAAAAACGGCUCAGAGGCAAAGGAAUCUGGGAAGUUACCAAAUGAACGAAAGGCACUGCCUGCACUGCAAAGCAUUGAGAACCAAUGAAUGGUUGGUGCACCAUUCCCGACAGAAGCCUUCAGUAACACCGCCAAUGAAAGGAGACAGUCAAGAGGAAAGUUCCAUAUCUGACAUUAACACGAAAUUUAGUAAAUUUUGAAUUUUAUCACUUUCUUUCCUCACUUGAAGCCAAAUGAAAGAGAUGAAUAAAACAUGAAAAAUCACCAGAGCUCUAGGUGAGGAGACUUUUACAACAAAGUCUCUCUAUCAACAAACAAAAACAUACUUGGAACCCAAGAGGUAAAAUCUCACACAAUUCUUUGUUCAGAAAAAAGGCCAUCAAAUGUGUUUUUGGCACCAUUGGAACACCGAAGAUCUGUAUCCACUAUGAUUUUUUUAUUUGAAAUAGCACAAGACAGAUAUUUUAUGCCUUGAGUGUAUGUAUUUUGUUUAUAUCUGUAAUAUGAAUAAGAAAGCUCUUUGAAAAUAUAUUAUUUAUGUUGAGAAACCA
This is a messenger RNA of Pongo pygmaeus (Bornean orangutan), 1161 nucleotides long. RefSeq names its product serine rich single-pass membrane protein 1 (gene SSMEM1). The record is from RefSeq and is a predicted model, not a curated record. Bases 79 to 810 code for a protein of 243 amino acids. NCBI's taxonomy places the organism in Eukaryota, Metazoa, Chordata, Mammalia, Primates, Hominidae. The transcript has 3 exons.